Molecule: messenger RNA, 5877 nt
Organism: Mauremys reevesii (Reeves's turtle)
Lineage: Eukaryota; Metazoa; Chordata; Testudines; Geoemydidae
Gene: ZNF362
Product: zinc finger protein 362
Exons: 10
Coding region: 448-1653 (401 amino acids)
Biological process (GO): regulation of transcription by RNA polymerase II; central nervous system development
Cellular component (GO): nucleus
Molecular function (GO): DNA-binding transcription factor activity, RNA polymerase II-specific; RNA polymerase II cis-regulatory region sequence-specific DNA binding
Source: RefSeq, a predicted model, not a curated record
GCCUUUAACACACAGCAAAGCCAGAAAGACCAUCCCAACCUCGGCUUUGGGGCGGGGGGUGGACUGGGGUUUCUUUUUUUUAUGUCUAUUUGCCAAAAAAACAAAACAAAAUCCAAAAAACCUGCAGUUAAGGCAAACCAAGAACAACACCUUGCGUGCAACAUCUGUGCUCUGCUAGCUCUGGAGAUGGACAGAUGUCAGGGGAAGCACCGACAGUACAUACAGAGCAAAGACGAGACAGAGGGGGCUGCCAAAGUAGAGGAGUCCCCGAUAGAAGUGUAGCUUGUGUUAACGGCAGUGGUAGGAAUUGGUGAAGGCUAGUGUGCUUCUGGGACUGGGGCUUUUGCCCGCCUGCACCAGGAGGGAUCGUCCACCUCCGCCAGCCUGGAGCAUCAUCUACACGUCUCCCCAGGCAGCUGCGGCCACCUGGCUUCUGAGGCCAGCCUGAUGGCGGAGCCUCGCUUUAACAACCCCUACUUCUGGCCGCCCCCUCCCACCAUGCCCAGCCAGCUGGACAACUUGGUUCUGAUCAAUAAAAUCAAGGAGCAGCUGAUGGCAGAGAAGAUCCGGCCCCCUCACCUGCCCCCCACCUCGGUCUCCUCCCAGCAGCCCCUGCUGGUGCCCCCCUCGCCUGCAGAGAGCAGCCAGUCCAUCAUGUCCCUCCCCAAACUGCAGCAGGUCCCAGGGCUGCACCCACAGGCCGUCCCCCAGCCUGAUGUGGCCCUGCAUGCUCGGCCGGCCACCAGCACGGUCACAGGUCUGGGGCUGGCCUCCCGUGCCACUGCAGUCAGCACCUCGGAAUCCAGCACUGGCACUAGCACCCCCUCCACCCCCACCUCCACCAGUCAGAGCAGACUCAUCGCCUCCUCGCCCACCCUCAUCUCAGGGAUCACCAGCCCCCCACUCCUGGACUCCAUCAAGACAAUCCAGGGCCACAGCCUGCUGGGGGCGCCCAAGUCAGAGCGAGGGCGGAAGAAGAUCAAGGCGGAGAACCCGUCGGGGCCGCCCGUCCUCGUGGUGCCCUACCCCAUCCUGGCCUCGGGCGAGACCGCUAAAGAGGGCAAAACCUACAGGUGUAAAGUCUGCCCCCUGACCUUCUUCACCAAGUCAGAGAUGCAGAUCCACUCCAAGUCGCACACAGAGGCCAAACCCCACAAGUGCCCGCACUGCUCCAAAUCCUUCGCCAACGCCUCCUACUUGGCCCAGCACCUGCGCAUCCACCUGGGCGUGAAGCCGUAUCACUGCUCCUACUGUGAGAAAUCCUUCCGCCAGCUCUCCCAUCUCCAGCAGCACACCAGAAUUCACACUGGUGACAGACCCUACAAGUGCCCACACCCUGGCUGUGAAAAGGCUUUCACGCAGCUCUCCAACCUCCAGUCACACCAGCGACAGCACAACAAGGAUAAGCCCUACAAGUGUCCGAACUGCUACCGGGCGUACUCGGACUCGGCAUCGCUGCAGAUCCACCUCUCUGCACACGCCAUCAAACACGCCAAGGCCUACUGCUGCAGCAUGUGUGGGAGGGCCUACACCUCGGAGACGUAUUUGAUGAAGCACAUGUCCAAACACACCGUGGUGGAACACCUAGUGAGCCAGCACUCGCCUCAAAGGACGGAGUCACCCGGCAUCCCAGUGCGGAUCUCGCUCAUCUAAUCGGGGGCUUCCUCGCCCACCCCUACCCUGCGCAGCUCUCCUCCCCCCAAUUCCGGAUCGCCAGGGGCCAGGGGGCGGCUUGGAGACGAUCACACAGACCACCCCCCAGCACCGCCACUGAGUGCCCGCGCCUGCCAAGCCACGGGGAGCGACUGCGAAGACACUCAUCUUUUGGGAGAAAUUAAUGAAUGAAUUAAUGUUUGGAAAACACCCCUCGGCCCUGGCCCCGCCCCCAGCACCCUGCCGGGAGAGCCAGGGACUCAUCCACAGUUUUGGUGACAUCCAAAGACUAUUUCAGAGCACUUUGAAUCUCUGUGUUUGGUUUCUUCAUUUUCUUUCUUUUUUUCCCUUCUUUCUGCCCCCGCCCCUAUCCUCCGUGCUCCUUCCUGCUCUCUUUUGGAUACAAGUAGAUAUAUAUAUUGGCCAAGAAGUUGGUGCUGCUAAAACCGAAAACCCGAACUGGACAGAGAAGUGCUGGAUGGCGUGGCGGGCAGGAUCCAGGGCCUGGCACUCGGGCUCCUACAGCCUCAGGAUGAGACUCUGGGAUGUGACCAGCCUGGCGCUUGGUAUCAGCUGCCCCUCCUGGACUCUCCGUCGGGAGCCAGCGUGAGAGGGGAAUGGGUUAACCUGUUGGCUGGAGAGGUGAGAUCUGGUGGCUCGAGCAGCAGCCGCAGGAGGGAGACCUUUGUUCCACAGACGUGGCCGUUCCCCGCUGGGGCUCGUCCCUCUGCCGCUUUGUCUAACCUCCUCGUUGGGACGUUUUGGUUGUUUCCUUUUGUUUGUUUCAUUUGUCCUCGUUCGAGCUGCACAGGACUGGCUGGCCCCGCGGCCACGCCGUGGUCCGUGCACAUUUCACCCGCGCCCUCCCCCGGUGGUGCGAGGAAUCGCUGCUGGGGCUCGCCCGGCUGGGGUAGGUGUGGGGGCUGCCAGAGGAGGUGCUCAGCCUACGACAGGGACACAGCCGGGGCUGGCCAAGAUCAUCGAGGGCAGGGCUGGCCAUGCCUGUGCGGAAUCGAGAUGUAGCCCAUGGAGACCACAGGUCCCAGCAUGCCGUGCUCUAGGUUGAGCUAAGCAGUAUCCCACCAGAUCAGGAAAGCGCAUUGCCUGCUGGGAGCUGUAGUCUGUAGGAUUGGGACAGCGAGUCAGGCAGACUGGCCAGCCCUGGUAUAGUCUCAGCUGAGGGUGCCCCUUUCCAGACCCCAGCUCUGCUAGGCCAGCCAUGGCAGAUGGGAGUGGAGGGGCACUUUGGCCAUGGUGCUGAGGAUCGGGGGAUGGGGGGGCAUGACAUUUCACAGCAGGAGUUUGGGAGCCUCAGCUGCCCACAGUCCGCUGCCUCCCCACCCCACCCCAAGUCCACCUGGUGCUAACUAGGGAUUGUCCUGAGCUAUGAAGGGGCGUUUGCUAAGGAAGAGCGAGUGUGAGAGGGGGGAGGGGGGCACUCGCCGCAGGUUAUGCUCUUUGACGUGGAUUAUUUUUCAAUCUCUCUUCCCCACUAUGGGCAUCUAGUGCUGCUGCUCUGGAACCCGGGCAUCACCGCAGCCCAGGCUAUCAGGGUUUCCAGAGUGGCAGCAGCCAGGGGCAAGGGGGCAGCCUGGGGUCUCCUCUCUCUCUCUCUCUCCGUUACCUCCUGGAUCCUGUGUUUGCUUAUCAAAGGGCUGGGCCCCAGGCAGAGUGUUGCGUGUGGGAGAGGGGAGUCCGCCCCAUGGCAGUACAACGGGCCCCUGCCCCCCGGCUCUGCCCCUCCCUCCAGGUUCCCAGCAGGGCACUGGCAAGCGCUUUCUGCACUGUCACAGGAUUCACAUAGAAACCCCGUGUGGUCCCUGAACCCUGCAGUGAGGCUACUGCUGGCUCAGCCCCUGGGGCUUUGGAGCAGUCGGUUGCUGUGGCACCAGUCAGCUGCCGUGAGAAUUUCCCUGUCUCCUGCUGUGUCUGUGCAGGAUGGUAAUGAAGCCACCUGCAGAGCACCUGUUGGCUGGCACCGUAACACCUGGAACAUCUGCUGGCUGGGCACAGCUCCCGUUAGCCCUAUGCACACUAGGGCCUGUGACUGGCUCCAUUUCUGGCCCAGCUGUAACCCCACCCAUGCACAGAGCACCUGUCAGUUGUUCUGAACUUGGCUGACCCUACCUGGGCUCAGCCGGGACCCUGGUUUGGCCUGUAGCUUGUGCUCUGAAACAGGGCCGGUUAGAGUCAGGUUUGCGGGUCACUUGCACACCGGGCUGUACUGAGCACAGGGGAGAUCAGCAGGAGAGUGCAGGGGAAAGCCUGUGUUGCCCCCACUCCCUGCUGCUGGCAUCGGAGGUGAGCUGUGAGCACCGCUUGGAUCUGAAAUUCUGAUUCACUGAGGUCUGAUUCUGCUGCCGUGACGAAGCUCUCCCAGAGGUUAGUGGGGCAGGACGAGGCUGUGAGCCCCCCGGCUCCGGGAUGCAGGGAACAAACCAGCUCCCCCCUGAGCAAACUAAAACACUAAAGAGGAAGAGGAAAGCCGGCGUGCGCUGGGGGCUGUGCCCAGUAGCAGGGACUGGCAGUGCCUGAGGGGGUUGGCGUGCUCUGUCCUGGGACCGGGGGGCUGGUCAGACGGGCGAUGGGAGAAACGCAGAGUGGUCUGUAUUCCCGGAGCAGCGUUCCUUCCCCACCUCCCCGGCACCUCCUGGGAAUCAGCCCCCCAGCAGUGCAGUCCCAUGGCAGGGAACCUUGGAGCGGGUUAGGAGGGAGAAGUCCAGCAACAAGACAUGAGGCCCUUCCCUUCUCUGGGGUCAGCCCAUUGGGUACAGUAGUGGUACCACCGGCAUGGAUCCCACUGCCCUCCAUGUGAUUCCCUCGGGUCACCUGGGGCACCAGCUUGAUCUCUGGCCUUUGGGGGACUGAGCUGUUUUGGGAGCUGCAGAGCCUGCUCUCAGGCCAGAUGGACUGGAGGGGGAUUCCGCCAGCCGAGGGUGCUGUGGAUCUGCCUCUCUGCCCUGCAGAAUCCCAUAUACCAGUCACCGAGAAGCAAAUGCAGCAGGAAGAAUGAUUUGCAAUGUGUAAAUACCUCCAGUGCAGCAGCUUUGGAGGGGCCUGGCCCAGCCAGAGUCAACGGCAGCAGCAGGCCUUGCAGGGAACAAAUACACUAGGGUGGGAGCUCAGAGCUAACAGCUCAGCAGGGCCAGGAUAGGGUCUAGGUAGGAGUUGGGACUGAUGGAGACCUCACCACUGCUCCAGCUGGUAGCAUUGGCUGGCUGCUCAUGCACUACCCAGCUUCUCCCAGCAGGAGGCGCUGUGAGAGAACAUUCUCCCAAGCAGGAGGUGAUACAGCCACCUGUGGCCACUUAAGCCUUUCACUGCCAGAACAGAAACCCUCCCAACCAUGAGAGAUUUAUAAAAGCAGAGCGGAUCCAUCCCAUCCCUCUCCCCCCCACCCCAGCAGCAAAUCAUAGAUCCCUUCCUGUUGGGUGAAACCAAUUCAAUAUAGUAUUAAAAAAGCAGCAAGCAGAUGGGCUUGCCCUCCUUGCCAGCCUCCCUUUGGAAAGCCAUGCCCAUGCCUGUGUGUGGAUGGAUACAUGGAGUUAUAUAUAUAUAUAUAUAUACACACACACAUACACAUAUGUGUGUGUGUGUGUAUAUAUAUAUAACACCUACGUAUAGAGAAGGAAGAAUGCCCCACGUCCCCCAGCCCUCCAAGAAAGACUAGACAAAAACUCAUAUAUAUUAUGUACUCUUUGGUUCCGUUUUGGAUAUUAACUGUUAUUUUUAUACACUUUUUAAGCCUUAACUAUAUCAUUGUUUUACCAGGUUGUUUGUUUAUUGCCUACUCUGUUUAUUAAUUUGAUUCUCUUUUUACCCUGCCCUCUGCCCUGACCUUUGUUUCUGAAUCGAUGUUGUACGAUAUUCAAUAUUGUAACCUUUUUGUCAGCAUGUUAAUACUGUGUAAAUAUGCCUCUUAUACAUACUGUUAACACACCUUUUUUUUUCUUUUUUUUUUUCUAUAUGAAAAUCCAGGCCACGUGUCUCUAGAUCUAGUUAUUACCUUAUUAAAAAAGAAAAAAGGAAAAAAAAAAGGAUUCUCCCUCCCCCUUCUCUCUGUCUCGCAUUGUGGUUAACGGAAAGACAUGAGGAGGCUGCGGCUUCCGUAUGGAAAGUUUGCAUUAUGUUUAAAGAAAAAGAAUUUAAAAAAAAAAUCAAAACAAUUUUGCUCUUUGUAUUUCUGUUGUGAAACAAAAUAAACUGUACAUGCAAACUUCUGAA